GGGUGGGACUAUGGGCAAGAAUGAUUUCUGGGUAACAGCCUGCCCCCACUCAGUUCUUUUUGACAGGGAGAGGAGGAAGAGGAAGAGGAAGAAGUUAAGGAAGUGGGAGAAUUCAAUGGUGAGGUGAAGGGGAAAGGCCCAGGCAGGGAUGAGAGAGGAAGAGAGGGAGGUGAUUGAGAGCAAAGCACUCAGUGUGGGAACAGGUUACAGGCUGAGAUGCCCAUGCACACAGUGAGCCCCGAGUGGGGAGAACGGCCUGGCCUUGUUCAGGCUCAGCAUGGAAGGGGAUUCUUUGGAGGAGCCAUGCAGAAGGAGCCGGGAGAUGCACAACAAGGCUUCAGGCAGAUCAUCUACCAAGAAGGCAGAGGACCCCGAGAGGUCUGCAACCACCUCCACUCUCUCUGCCGCCUGUGGCUGAAGCCCGAGGAACAUACAAAGGCGGAGAUGCUGGACCUGGUGCUCCUGGAUCAGUUCCUGGCCAUCCUUCCUGCGGAGAUGGAGCGCUGGGUGAGGGAAUGUGGGGCAGAGACCAGUUCCCAGGCCGUGGCUUUGGCUGAAGGAUUCCUCCUGAGUCGGGCAGAAGAGGAGAAAUUCAAAGAGCAGCAGACCAUCUUUGCCAAAGAGACGGUUGAGGUGAAGAAUGAGUGGGUCACACAAGAUGGUAACAGCGCAUCCACCUCAGUGGGAGGUGCAACAAGGACAUGGCCAAAAGCAUCUCUUCAUACGGAUGGAUCUAGAACAGUUCCUAUGAGGCCAAACCAGGUGACAUUUGAAGAGGUGUCUGUGGAUUUCACGGAGGAGGAGUGGGCCCUGCUGUCUCCAGGCCAAAGGGCCCUCCAUGGAGAAGUCAUGGAUGAGAAUUUGAGGAUGGUGUUCUCUCUAGGUUGGGACGUGCAAGAGAGUGAGAACAACAGAGAACCUAGCAAGGCAUUCCUGCAAAGGAACAAGCAGGAGCAGAUGACAAGGAAUGAAAGAAAAUCAGACACCAAUGGCAAUGGAAGGGACAUGUAUCCUGCUUCUCAGGAGGGUGACAUCUCAGUCGAAGAAAUAACAGGGAACAGGAAAGAAAGGAGUAAAUGUCUUUGUUUCCUGUGUGGGAAAAGCUUUAGGUGUAAAGCAAGCCUUAUCGUUCAUAGAAGAAUUCACUCAGAGGAGAAAUCCUUCAAAGCUGGUAUGUGGAAAAGGACACCCAGUAUAAAGAAGCCUCUGAUUUCCCAUGAAAGAUUUCAAAUGAGAGAGAAAACCUUUAACUAUCUGAGGUGCGUAAAGAGUAUCCGGUGGAGGUCAAACUUUGUGUCACAUCAAGGAAUGCCCCCAGGGGAGAAACCCUUUAAAUGCCUUGAAUGCGGAAAGAGCUUCACUAGGAAGAAACAACUCACUCGUCAUCUGGACACGCACUCAGGAGAGAAACCAUAUCAGUGCUUGGAAUGUGGGGAAACAUUUGGUCGAAAAACAUCUCUUAGUCGUCAUCUAGCUACUCACACUGGAGAGAGGCCCUUUCAGUGUGUGGCGUGUGGGAAAUGUUUCACUCGCAAAUCAAGUCUCACUAUUCAUGAAUCAACGCACACAGGGGAGAAACCGUUUCAGUGCUUGGAGUGCGGAAACAGUUUCUCUCAAAAGGCACACCUCGUCCGCCAUUACAGAAAGCACACAGGACAAAAACCUUUUCAGUGUUUGGAGUGUGGGAAGAGUUUCAGUCAGAAGACGCACCUUAUCAAUCAUGAAGUAACUCACAUAGAAGAGAAGCAGUUCAAAUGUUCGGAGUGUGGGAAAACCUUUGGUCAAAAAACAAACCUGAGUCGUCAUCUAGCUACGCACACUGGAGAGAAGCCCUUUCAAUGUGUGGCGUGUGGGAAAGGUUUCUUUUGCAAAUCAAGUCUCACUUCUCAUCGAGCAACUCACACGGGGGAGAAACCGUUUCAGUGCUUGGAGUGUGGGAAGAGCUUCUCUCAAAAGCAGCACCUCACUCGCCAUUACAGGACCCACUCAGGAGAGAAACCAUUUCAGUGCUUGGAGUGUGGGAAAAGUUUCAGUCGCAAAUUACGUCUCAUUUCCCAUCAGUCAACUCACACAAGGGAAAAACUGUUUAAGUGCUUGGAGUGUGGGAAGAGCUUCAAUCAGAAGACUUGCCUCACUAAUCAUCAAGCAACUCACACAGGGGAGAAACCGUUUGAGUGCUCGGACUGUGGGAAGAGCUUCUCUAAAAAGCCAUACCUCACUCGUCAUUGCAAAACUCACACAGGAGAGAAGCCCUUUGAAUGCUUGGAGUGUGGAGAGAGGUUCAGCUGGAAGCAAGCCUUUGUGUCGCAUCAAAGUAUACAUACAGGGGUGAAACCCUACAAGUGUGCAGAGUGUGGAAAAAGUUACCCAUACAAAGUAAGCUUAAAUCGCCACCAAGUAACUCAUUCAGGAAAGAAACCCUUUCAGUGCUUGGAGUGUGGGAACAGCUUCAGUGAUAAAUCAGCACUUUUGACACAUCAAAGAAUUCACACAGGGGAGAAACCCUUUGGAUGUUUGUAGUGUGGAAAGAGCAUCCCUCCCCCCUUCUUUAUGGCAGAGAACCAAAGUAGCCAGUUCCAGGCUGCUACAGUGAUCCUGACAUCACAUCUCAUCAAUCAACUCACUCAGGGGAGAAACAGUUUAUGUCUGUAGUUUGGAAAGGGCUUCACUUGGAAGGAAAGCCUCAUUCAUCAUCUGGCAGCACAUAAAAGAGAGAAACCAUUUUGAUAUUUGAGUGUAGGAAGAGCUUCUCUCAAAAGCAACACCUCACUCACCGUUACAGAACCCACACAGGAGAGAAACCCUUUGAGUGUUUGGAAUAUGGAAACAGAUUCAGCUGAAAGUCGGUUCUUGUAUCACAUCAAAGUAUACAUGCAGUGGAGAAACUUUAUGUGUGUGUAGAGUGUGGAAAAAGUUACCCAUACAAAGAAAGCCUAAAUCGCCAUCAAGCAACUCAUUCAGAGUUUAGAUCAGUGGUUCCCAAACUUAUUUGGCCUACCGCCCCCUUUCCAGAAAAAAUAUUACUCAGCGCCCCCUGGAAAUUAAUUUUUUUAAAAUUUUAAUAGCAAUUAAACAGAAAGAUAUAUGUAUUAAUGUUUCUACCUUUUUCGUAAAAUGUAGUAAGGUAAAAAUGGUAAAGGUUUCCCCUGACGUUAAGUCCAGUCGUGUCCGACUCUGGGGGUUGGUGCUCAUCUCCAUUUCUAAGCCGAAGAACCAGCGUUAUCCAUAGACACCUCCAAGGUCCUGUGGCCGGCAUGACUGCAUGGAACGCUGUUACCUUCCCGCCAGAGCGGUACCUAUUGAUUUACUCACAUUUGCAUGUUUUUGAACUGCUAGGUUGGCAGAAGCUGGAGCUAACAGCGGGCGCUCACUCCGCUCUGCGGAUUUGAACCUGGGACACAAAUGCAUCUGUGGCCAUCACCAUCCCCCUGGAUUGCUGCAGCGCCCACCAGGGGGCGGUAGUGCCCACUUUGGGAAUCAAUCACUGGUUUAGAUUAUGGAAAGAGCUUCAAUCAGAAAAUACAUCUUACUCGUCAUCUGACAACUCACAUAGGAAAGAAUGCUUGGAGGGUGGCAAAGAUAAAGAAUAGAUCAGGAAAUGCAACAUGUGGGUGGAACCAUUUAAAAGUUUAGAACUUUAUGGAUUUUUAGAGAGAUCGCAAACCUUAUGUUGUAUUCCCACAAGAAAUAAUAUGAUUUUAUUCAAAGUUAACACCUCAGGUUUGGACUGUUUAAGAAUGUCCCUUUUUUUGGUGUUUUGUGAUGAUGAUGGUGAGAGACAGUGUAUAAAGGGGGAGGGAGAUAAUUAUAUAUACUGUAAUCUGCUCUGAGUCCCCACAGGGAGAAGGGCGGAAUAUAAAUAAAGUAUAUUAUUAUUAUUAUUAUUAUUAUUAUUAUUAUUAUUAUUAUUUUAUUAAGACACAGCAAACAAGAUAGAUAUGCUGGAUUUCGUAUCACAAAAUCACAAUUCGAACACUUCCCAAGUGUCUAGGACUGUGUGAUGUAUUUUCGGAUGAUGCACGCAGAUCCCAGUAGGGUGGCCUUUUGCAGUUGGCAGAUCGUGAUUUUGUCAAUGUUUAUUGUUUCCAAAUGCCGGCUGAGAUCUAUUAUUAUUAUUAUUAUUAUUAUUAUUAUUAUUAUUAUUAUUAAACUUAGGCAGAAAAAAUGAAAUGCAAACAAUACAGAAUGGCUGAUCCCUGGCUUGACAACGGUCCAUAUGAGAAAGAUCUUGGAGUCUUUGUGGACAACGUUGAAUAUGAGCCAACAGUGUGGUGUAGCUGCUAAAAAGCCAAUGGGAUUUGGGGCUGCACAAAAGGAGUCUCGUGUCUUAGAUCAAGGGAAGUAAUGGUGCCUCUCUAUUCUGUUUUGGGCAGAACUCUUUACCUGGAAUACUGUGUCCAGUUCUGGCCACCAUAGUUCAAAAGAGAUAUUGACAAACUGGAAGGUGUCCAGAGAGUGACAAAUGGCCAAAUUGCUCUGCAAAAAUGUUGCCCACAUUCGCAAACUAGUGGCUUUCCUACAGAUGCAGGUCAACAUUUAAUCGAGAUCAGUGAACCUGCUUUAAGACUGCACGGUGUCUUAGCUUUGCUGUGGAAAUGAUGAAAGAGAAGCCCGACAAUGAACUCAAGUGGAUCUUGUGAAUAGCAAUCUUUCAAACGGGGAAAUUUGAGCAUUUAAAGAACGGCGCAGAAUUGUAUCUCCUGAUUCUCACAUGCCUGACUGUAUGAAGGAUCCAAACGCAAAGAAGUAUGAUGUAUACUAUAAAGAGGGGAAAGUGGGUUGCUGUGAGUUUUCUGGGCUGUCUGGCCAUGUUCCAGAAGCAUUCCCUCCUGAGACGUUUCACCCACAUCUGUGGAAGAUAUCCUCAGAGGUUGUGAGGACCUCUGAGGAUGCCUGCCAUAGAUGUGGGGAAAACAUCAGGAGAGGAUGCUUCCGGAACAUGGCCAGACAGCCCAGAAAACUCACAGCAGCCCAGUGAUUCCAGCCAUGAAAGCCUUCAAUAGCAAAGGAAGAACUUUCCAGUCCUCGGCUAGGAGACACUCCUUAUAAGGAGGGAUAUUUGCCAGCUGCAUUGUAGGGACCAUAAGCCAGAAAAUAGUAAACUUUUGCCUAUGUAGCUUUGCCUGUGCAUAUGCCCCUCCCUUCCUGUGAGCUGGUGCCUUUCUCCAGAAUGUUUCAAGACCAAAAGUUAGCUUGAAAUCAACAAGUGAGGUCACAGGUAUCACUUAUGCCAAAGUGGGUGUGGAAGGUGAGGAAGACCUUCAGCCAUUAGUCAAUUUUAGAUAAGCUGAGAUAUAAAAUCCUUUGUUUGCUACGCACAUGCGGCGACGGCCAUUUGCAUGGUACGGACCCACAAAAGUGGGUACCUACAUCUGCUUUGCCUUAUCAUCAGCUAUGAUAACAAUAAAAGGCUUGUUUUAUUGCUC
Molecule: messenger RNA, 5426 nt
Organism: Anolis carolinensis (green anole)
Lineage: Eukaryota; Metazoa; Chordata; Lepidosauria; Squamata; Anolidae
Product: oocyte zinc finger protein XlCOF6
Exons: 5
Coding region: 217-2520 (767 amino acids)
Biological process (GO): regulation of DNA-templated transcription
Source: RefSeq, a predicted model, not a curated record